This is a messenger RNA of Medioppia subpectinata, 660 nucleotides long. Lineage: Eukaryota; Metazoa; Arthropoda; Arachnida; Sarcoptiformes; Oppiidae. The record is from the annotation of a GenBank genome assembly.
AUGAUGGUUCAAUUGGACGCUGAGAUCGCCUUCAAUGGUCUCACAGACGAAGAGAGACUUUACGCGCAUUACUUGUCGAAGAGCUGUUGGUUUGGAUCCAUUGUCUGCUUGUUUCAGACGUCUCCCGAAUCUCCGCUUAUAUUCACUCUCUUUCGGCGUUUAUUUGCCGAACAAUCGGUCGAAGAGUUGAAGGCUUUGGCCCAAAGUGUGGCUCAAUUUGAUGACAACGAGUGGCGGGCAUUAUUAGUGUAUUUGUCGGCGUUUUUGUCAAAUAUGGGAAAUUAUCGCUCUUUCGGAGACUCGAAAUUCAUUCCCGAUUUGUCCGCCAAUAAAAUGGACGCUUUUGUCCGCAAUUCCACCGCUUUUCGCAACAAUCAGAAGGAAUUGGAGUUUAUUUGGACUAAUGUUAAGCAAAGAAUGUUUUCUCUCGAGAAAAAUGAAUUGAGUCUCGCUUUCGCUCCUGAAGGAACGACGACUUAUUUCUCGAAGAACUGCACGAAAGAAGAUUCAGAAAUCGUCAAAAACUUUAUGCAAACAAUUUCUUUAAUUCGGUUUCCUUCUCAACAGAACAUGGAUUCAUACAAUUGUCGCGUUUUCAAAGACAACGACAAAUAUGAGAUCAGAUUCGCGUCCAUUUUGUCGUCUGAAGACUUAGAGGAA